Homalodisca vitripennis (glassy-winged sharpshooter) is the source of this 601-nucleotide messenger RNA. Its product is annotated as 5' exonuclease Apollo-like. The transcript is spliced from 6 exons. The annotation marks the transcript as partial. NCBI's taxonomy places the organism in Eukaryota, Metazoa, Arthropoda, Insecta, Hemiptera, Cicadellidae. Gene Ontology annotation, biological process: protection from non-homologous end joining at telomere; interstrand cross-link repair; double-strand break repair via nonhomologous end joining. The record is from RefSeq and is a predicted model, not a curated record. Gene Ontology annotation, molecular function: damaged DNA binding; 5'-3' DNA exonuclease activity.
AUCAAGCCAGAACUGGUGGUCAGUCUGUCGGUGGGAGCUUCACACGUCUUGUACGAAGAGAGCUCACAGUCACACUUCAGCGUCCACGCUGCUCGACGCGAACCACUGCCCUGGCUCCGUCAUGUUUCUGUUCCAAGGAAAAUUUGGCAACAUUUUUUACACUGGUGACUUCCGGUACAAUCCCGAUGUCCUUGAACAUCCAAUAUUGAAGUCAGUUAUCGACAACGAAUGUGUCAAUAGACUCUACUUAGACAAUACAUUUGCUGCAGAACAUUGUAAAUUUCCACCACGAGAGAAAGUCCUCCAGGAUAUCAUCAGUCUGAUCAGGAGGUAUCCAGAACACCAUGUCGUGAUUGGAGUUAGAAAGUUGGGCAAGGAAGAAGUGCUACGUGCAAUAGCUUUGGCCUUAAAAGUAUGUGGAGAUCUAACAGAUGAAGAUAUCCUGGCUUCUGUUCAACCCUCAAAUCCUCAAGAAGAUGAAAAGUAUGAGGAGGAUGGACGGGCGGAGAGUGAUCGGCAAGAAGAGAAGGGUCCUGUGUUUGACAGUUUUGUUGACAGCACUGUACAGCGUGGUGCCACCUGGCUUCAAGUGUACGCUUAA